AUGGACACUAUACAUCUACAAGAAGAAUAUGAGGCCCUUACUAGGGAGUUACUAGAGGAAUUAGGCAAGCUCUACCUCUUGCAAAAUGACAGUGGUGUCCUGGACCCCGUGGACUUUGAGGCAUACAUACAACAACAGUUUGCAAUAAUAAUGAAUGGUGCAACUACCAGUCUCUCACCUGGAAAUAUCUUAUAUGAGCGUCUACGACAGCUACGAACUCUCAACCAUACGAAAGAUAAGGGCGUGCUCGAACAACUGGAAACCCAAUGGAAUCUCAUACAAAAAUUCACCGAAGCACGCACUAAAUACACUCAACUUGUUAAAGAAACCAAGUUAAACUAUAACCAGCUGAAGGCUCGUCAGUACAUCCAAGAUCAAAACCUACAAACUUCUAGAGAAGACCCCAAAACCACCCAACUACAUGAAUUACUACUCACAUUGAUCAUACAAGGCGGAUACCAAGGUACAAGUGAUAAAAUCGAUCAGUGGUUACAAGAUUUAACAACUUGA
Molecule: messenger RNA, 510 nt
Organism: Eremothecium cymbalariae DBVPG#7215
Lineage: Eukaryota; Fungi; Ascomycota; Saccharomycetes; Saccharomycetales; Saccharomycetaceae
Exons: 1
Coding region: 1-510 (169 amino acids)
Source: RefSeq, a predicted model, not a curated record